GUCCAGCGGUGCACCUCGGCGGGAGGCGGACGACUUCCGGCAAUAAUUGGACGCUGCAGCUCGGUGCGGUUCGUAGCGGUCCGGUCGGAAAGGGAGCAGCAGGAGAACUAUGCCAUUUCUGGGUCAGGACUGGAGAUCCCCUGGGUGGAGCUGGAUUAAAACUGAGGAUGGAUGGAAAAGGUGUGACUCCUGUAGCCAGGAGCUCAGGAGUGAGAAUAGCCAGUGCACCAUCAACCACAGCAUUAUCUUGAAUAAUGGCGAAGAAGAAAUAUUCAGUAAUGAGUGUGAAUAUGCAGCCAAAAAGAGGAAGAAGGAGCACUCUGGAAUGGACACAGCCACUCACAGUUUUUAUCGUGAAAAAUGGAUCUAUGUCCAUAAAGAAAGCACAAAAGAAAGGCAUGGCUACUGUACCCUGGGAGAAGCCUUCAACCGACUAGACUUCUUAAGUGCAAUUCAGGAUAUUAGAAGGUUCACGUACGUGGUCAAACUACUGCAGCUAAUCGCAAAGUCCCAGUUAACCUCCCUGAGCGGAGUGGCGCAGAAGAACUACUUCAACAUUCUGGAUAAAAUCGUUCAGAAGGUUCUUGACGACCAUCAGAAUCCUCGCCUUAUCAAAGACCUUCUCCAAGACUUAAGCUCUACCCUUUGUAUCCUUGUGAGAGGGGUGGGGAAGUCAGUAUUGGUGGGAAACAUCAACAUUUGGAUUUGCCGCUUAGAAACUGUUCUCAACUGGCAACAGCAGCUGCAGAAUCUUCAGAUGACUAAGCAGGUCAACUCUGGCCUCACACUCAGUGACCUGCCCCUGCACAUGCUGAACAACAUCCUGUACCGUUUCUCAGAUGGCUGGGACAUUGUCACACUGGGCCAGGUGACACCAACCCUGUAUAUGCUCAGUGAAGACAGGCGGCUGUGGAAGAAACUCUGUCAGUACCACUUUGCGGAGAAGCAGUUUUGUAGACACUUGAUCCUUUCAGAAAAAGGUCAUAUCGAAUGGAAGUUGAUGUAUUUUACACUUCAGAAAUAUUACCCGACUAAAGAACAGUAUGGAGACACUUUACAUUUCUGUCGGCACUGCAGCAUCCUCUUCUGGAAGGACUACCAUCUUGCUUGGUUGUUGAAGGACUCGGGACACCCCUGCACCGCGGCUGACCCUGACAGCUGCUUUACCCCUGUGUCUCCUCAGCACUUUAUCGACCUCUUCAAGUUCUGAUGGUGCCCUCAGCUCUGUGCCCUUGUCCACACCUGUCCCUUGUGCGUUCUGUGUGUCCUGUAGUUGGUGUAAGUAUUCUUUGACACAAAGUGAUGACAGGGUCAGGGACGUCUGGCUGUACCUGUGCAGCCCUUGCUUCUGGGAGAACCUGAGAGCACAUGGGAGGCGCUCCGGCAGCUGUGCAGCGUCAUGAAAGAGUGGAGACCAUGAAGCCAUUUGUACUUCUUUCUGGAAACUCUUCUAAGCAUAUACAAUUUGCAGUUUUGUAUAUUUUUAAAUAUGGUUCAGAAAAAGUUUUGGAUAUUCAGCCCCACAUCCUGUGCUGAACCACCAUGAACAACAAGACUAUGGUUCUUAGUUGUCAGUGGUAGUUUUCCAUCUUAGAGUAAUUGGAAUGAAGAACCAAACAGUUGACCCUUGUAAAUACAUUAUGCAGAAUAUUUAUUUUUCUUAAAAUGUAUUUUCACAACCUCUGUGGCUGUGCCCAAAUGAGUCCUCAUUGAAUACAAGAUAACCUGAGGCACAUGCUUGGCGGGCUCUAUCUCACUACAGUGGGUAGGGCUGUGAACAGUGUGUACUGCCCGUGGCUAGCAGCACCCCUGCCAUGAGGCCAUCAUAUAUCCGUACAUGGAGUAUGGGCUCCAAACCAGAACAGAGCCUCUGCCGAGGAGCUGGAAACAGCCUAGGGAGGCCUGAACUUGACAUGUAGAAAUUACUUUCACAAGUAAAGUAAUAAACAGUGUUUACCUACUGAUUCAGCUUCAUCAAAUUUACAUCUAACUGAAUGGUGUUGUCUUUAAAAUAUUGCUGUUUUAUUUUAAAAAUAAUGCAUGUGCACUUUAGAAACUUUUGAAAAUAAAGGUAUAUGAAAGAAAGUUA
Onychomys torridus (southern grasshopper mouse) is the source of this 2089-nucleotide messenger RNA. It is a transcript of the gene Fbxo25, whose product is annotated as F-box protein 25. Gene Ontology annotation, cellular component: nucleus; SCF ubiquitin ligase complex; cytoplasm. Gene Ontology annotation, biological process: protein ubiquitination. The coding region runs from base 110 to 1210 and encodes 366 amino acids. The record is from RefSeq and is a predicted model, not a curated record. Gene Ontology annotation, molecular function: protein binding. The transcript has 11 exons. Lineage: Eukaryota; Metazoa; Chordata; Mammalia; Rodentia; Cricetidae.